Python bivittatus (Burmese python) is the source of this 4411-nucleotide messenger RNA. NCBI's taxonomy places the organism in Eukaryota, Metazoa, Chordata, Lepidosauria, Squamata, Pythonidae. The record is from RefSeq and is a predicted model, not a curated record.
GGAGGGUCCUUGACGGAGAAAAUUGGCCAGCCCACCAGGACUCCCUCUGGGCUCCACGGUUUUCCUUUUUGGAUUCAGAGCAAGGGGGUGGCGGUGGAAGGACAGGGCAUUUCCCACAACGCUUCGGGGGGAGCAGGUUGCAAGAUCCGAACGCGGCUGGGGCCGGCUGACAUUUGGGGACGACGCCAAUCCUGCCUUUUGUCCCUCUGCAACACCAUUUCUCAAGUCUAUUUUUUAGUUUUUAAAUUUCAGAGGCGUCUCCUUCUGGGGGAGCGGAAACUCUCUUUGACCUUCAGGAUUUAGCCAGUAGAAUUUUUCCCCCCCUAACCAUUGGAGAGAUGUUUAUUUGUCAUUUUAUCGCUGGGCUGGCCAGCUAAAAAAAGUAGGGCUUUUGAACGGAAGUGGGGAUCUGCUCGAUCUAAGGGCGGCUGGACAAGACGGGGCACUGAUCCGCCGAGAGGACGGAGGCUGAAAAGCAGAGUUAAACCAUGUCUGGUGGGAUCUUCACCCCCUUGGAAAACCUGUGCGAGCUCGACAACGCCCACUGCCACCCGCUGGUGUGCUUCCUCUGCCACGAGCCCUACGAGCACCCUUGCCUCUUGGAUUGCUACCACAACUUCUGCGCCAGCUGCCUGCGGGGCCGAGCCAUCGAGAGCCGCCUGACGUGCCCCCUGUGCGGCCACCAGUCCGUCGUGAAGGGCAACGGGCUCCCUCCGGAAGACCAGCUGCUCAAAUUCCUGGUGGACAGCUCUGGGGACGCCGAAGAAGCCGUUCUGUGUCCCACCGGCAACCAACAAAGCAACAGCGAGGACCCCAGGGAUCCCCUGGACGCCAUGUGCUUCUGCAACACCUGCAACCAGCCGCUGUGCGCCAAGUGCCGCGAGGAGACCCACAAGGCGCGGAUGUUCGCCCGCCACGAGAUCGUCUCGCUGAGCAAACGCGCGAAGGAGGUCCACAAGAAAUGCUCCCUUCAUGAAGAACUUUACAUCAUGUUCUCGACAGAGAAAAAGUCCAUGCUGUGUAUUAACUGUUUUCGGGAUAUGCCUGUGGAGAGCAGAGCUCACUGCAUCGAUAUUGAGACAGCAUACCUGCGAGGCUGUGAGAAAUUAGACCAAGCCGUGAUGGCAGUGAAGGAGCUGCAGACCUCCACCCGGGAAGCCAUCGUGCUGCUCAAAGCCCUGAUCGAGGAAGUCCGAAACAGUGCGGACGAAGAGGAGAUGGCCAUCAAUUCUCUCUUCAGCAGCAUGCAGGAGAAACUGGCCGAGAGGAAGAAGGUGCUCCUUAAAGUGGUGCAGAGCCAGUACGAAGAAAAAGAGAAAGCUUUUAAGGAGCAGCUAGCUCGCCAGGCUUCCUUACUCCCCACACUCCAGGUGCACCUGGUGACCUGUUCGGCGUUUCUCAGCUCUGCAAACAAGGCGGAGUUCCUGGAUUUGGGCUACCAACUGAUGGAGCGCCUGCAAAGGAUUGUCAAGCAGCCCCAUCGGUUGAAGCCGUCGCAAACCAGCAAGAUCAACAGUGAAUACCGGGCUGAGUUUGCACACUGCCUGGAGCCGCUGCUGCUGCUGACCCCGCGCCGGUCCGUGGUGGGGACUCCAGGAACCAUGGGGCCCGGCAUGAGUAACAGCAACAUGAUGUCUGGGGGUCCCUCCUCCAAGACCCUCCUCGUGCCAAGCUGCCCUUCUUCCCGCGAAAAGAUGUCCGUGGCCGGAUCGCCCGUGCGGAAGGCCACCAUGCAUCGCUACAUCACCACCAAGGUCCUGCUGGCCGAAGGCAGAGACACGCCCUUUGCUGGCCACUGCCGCGACUACGAGAAUAUGUAUCGGGCACUUCAGACCGAGAUUCAGAGCUUGAAAGACCAGGUGCAGGAACUCCAUCGGGACCUCACCAAACAUCAUUCCCUGAUCAGGACCGAGAUCAUGAGUGAAAUCUUGCAGAAGUCCCUCCAGAUGGAUGUGCAAAUUGCUUCCGAGUAUUCCUCCGUGGAAAUGAAGCGGAGCGAGUUUGAAGAGACCUGGGAGGAGACCUACCAGCGGGUGGCCAACGAACAAGAGAUUUACGAAGCCCAGCUCCACGACCUGCUGCAGCUCAGACAGGAGAACAGCUACCUGACCACCAUCACCAAGCAGAUUGCCCCCUACGUCCGCUCGAUUGCCAGAGUCAAGGAACGGCUGGAGCCGAGGUUCCAGGAGUGGAAAGAGAAAGCAGAUCAGCCGGAGAGCCUGCUGAAAAUCCACGAUGACUACACCCUCCUGGCUGACAUCCAGCCCAGCAGCAGCAGCAGCAGCAGCAGCAGCAGCAGCAGCAGCAGCAAAGACUGGGAACUCAAAACGGAGAACCAGAUCCUCGGCCCAGCGGCCCAGGACCCCCAGCCGAAAAGCGCAGAGGUCUUCAAAAACAAGCAGAAAAUCAGGGCCGAGCCCCCCGCCGAGCCAGCGGGAGCCCCUCCGAGUCUAACCAAGGAAGGAGAUCAGGCGGCGCAGCUCCUCUUGCACUGAGUGCGCAAAACGUUCCUUCUUUUUUAAAGAACGAAUCUCCCGCUGCCACGCCAGCGCCUACUCAGAACACGCAUGGAUUCUGCGCCAAGGUGGGGUUUCACGCCUAAAUUGCGUGCAAACACGCAGGGUUUUCUUCUUUUUUUGGCAUGGUGCUUCCACCGUGGAUGGACAGAACCGUUCCUUCGACUUUAGCUGCGACGGCCUGCCUGCUUUGUCAUCUGGAUGGAUCCGAAGUGUGGGCGUUAAUUCCCAUUAGCUCAUGAUCGGUUCUCAAAACAGUUAGAUGGAAGUUAGAGCUGAAAUCUGUAAACAGUGCAGGGAACAUGCUUGUGUGUUACUGGGAACUAAAGACUAAAAACCACCAUUAGCGCAAAAGGUUGCCCGUUGGCCCCCUGUAUGAGUCACUGCUUUCUUGGCCUGGCUUCCCACAUCAAUCUCUUUAGGCCCGGCGUCUUUUUGGCCAGGUUUCUAAAAACCGAGCCACCUGCUGCUUAGUGACCUUCUGGGGAGUCUCCCCUCCCAUCUCUGCAUGAGUCCUCGUUCUGGGCUCCCCUGGUUCCAGCCAGACUUUGGGUUUCUCCCCGAUGCGUUUCGCACCUGGGCCAGGCACACAGGAGACUGUGUGGGUGUGUGUGAUGGUGUGGGUUUGUUACGAAAGCUGGAAGAGUUUGGAAAGUUCAUAAUGAGUCCCUGUUCACAGGCAAACAGCCUCAUUUUUUUCCCCAGCAGAUUUUUUUACUGGCCAAGUUACAAAUGAAUGGGAAGCCUGUAAUACUGCUAGUUAUUUCUAACAGCCUCUUAGCAUUUAACAAAGAUCUAACCUAUACGAGGAAAAAGCACCCCCCCCCAACGAAGAGGCAAACACACCAGACAGAAACACAUUUAAAAUUACUCUUGAACAAACAAGACCCCCACCCACCACAAACUGCCCUUCCGAUCCAGUUUUUCUUUCUUCAAUCAUGUAUCUUUUUUUUUAUUAUAUUAUCGCUGUUGGGAUGAUUUGGGAGAGGAAGAAAACGUACCGUCAACAUUUUUGGCAGAGAGGGAAGACGUAAAAAAUACUUGCUUUAUUACACUUUUAAAAAAUAAAACAGCACAGAACCGCCUUGCCGUUUGAAUUGGCCUUGGCUGACUGGUUGAAAGGGAGCAGGAAGUUAAAAAUAAAAAAAAAUCCAUUUCUCUGGUUGAGGUAAUAGAGCCCAACGUCCCCAAAGACACCCCCCAAAAUCGCGACUUCCAACCCAUAUGCGUGACCAGUCUUUAAAAAAAAAAAAAAAAUUAUAAAACUAUCAGCCUGGGUCAUCUCAGCUCUGCUUCAAGAAAAGGUGACACCGAUGGGAGUCAAUUUGCACAACUGUCCCUUGCUUUAAAACAAUUUGAACUGACAUCUGCACACCCUGGAGAAUGCGCGCAUCUGAGAUUUCAACAGGCUUUGCGUCUGCCACACCUCCCGACCGUGCCUUGGGGAAAAAGCGAUGCUUAAAAAGUAAGUGAGGCCUCUUGAUGGGUUCUUUGCAGCCCGCCAAGGGCUUUGGGGAAAACAGCGGUGGGUUUAAUUCUGCAGAUGGAUCAGAUGCGUGGACCCCCCCUCUGCUCGCUCAGAAGUUGGAUCGGUGAAACGGGAAAGGCGUUUUUCCCCAGCGCAGAUUCCACAGCGAAUCUUUAAACCUCAGGACUGGAGAUCCCUGUGGAUUGGGGGGUUGCAAAUUUCUCAGGGCCACGCUAGGGAAUUCAUAGGUUCAGCACGAGGCCAUCGGGGAGAUGUUUCAAGAGCGCGUUUGCAGUGCGCCGCGGAUUAAGCGGAGCUCGUCAGAAAGUCUCCAGCCUGUAGAUCUUGGUCUUAAGGUCUCUCACCAGCCCUACCCUCGUUCUGCUGCUAAAAUUAAACCAGCCUUGCGUUCAGAUUAAAGUAUUAA